Messenger RNA from Hypomesus transpacificus, 1042 nucleotides. RefSeq names its product keratinocyte associated protein 2 (gene krtcap2). The transcript has 5 exons. Lineage: Eukaryota; Metazoa; Chordata; Actinopteri; Osmeriformes; Osmeridae. Bases 126 to 536 code for a protein of 136 amino acids. The record is from RefSeq and is a predicted model, not a curated record.
CGGGUAGCGAGACUAGUACCGAUAGUUCCUGAAGACGCGAAACCGUGCAUUGAGAGGAUAGCUAACUUGCACCCCAAACGCCCAGAUUAUUAGCAUAGUAGUCGUCUUUGAUUGAAUAAUUGGAAAUGGCAGUGAACACAGGCACGUCUCUGGUGCUGUCCAGCUUGCUAUCGGUGUUGGUGUUCGCGGGGAUGCAGAUGUUCAGCAGACAGUUGGGCUCCACGGAAUGGCUCACCAUCCUGGGGGGGUUGCUGGGGUCUGUCCUCUUUAUCUGCUCCCUCACUGCCUUCAAUAACCUGGAAAAUCUCAUCUUCGGGAAGGGAUUCCAGGCAAAGAUAUUCCCAGAAAUCCUGGUGUGCCUGUGCCUCUCCCUGUUUGCCUCUGGACUGGUGCACCGAGUGUGUGUCACAACAUGUCUGAUAUUCUCUCUCUUCGCCAUCUACUACAUUAACAAAGUAUCGGCCGCCCUCUACCAGGCCGCUGUUCCCGCGGUAGCACCUGCCAAAGCUACCAGCAAAGGCAAAAGGAAGAACUGAGCCAGAAAUCUGGCACGCUCUCAUCCGACAUUAUUCGUUUUUGAAAACCAAUCAUUAUUGAGGACAUUUGUAAUGUAACCAGUGCUGUCACAUCCCAGUUAUCUGUCAUGUAUUUUGCCCAAUAGUCUCUGUCCUUUAGUAUGUCACUUUUCUAAACCCUUCCUGAAGUCUGCUGUUAUGGACUACAGUCGCGAAGUGACAGAUAAUUGAGAGAUGGUCACUGACGACCAAAAGCAACCGCAAAGGGGUCUUGAAUAGUUUGUUUCCUUGACUUGUUUUCCCAGUCACAGCUUACUGAGCACGUGAAGGAUGAAGCUAGAAUGGGAGGAUAGCAGGGAAAGAAUCUGUUGUUGGAUUUAGCGUUUAUUACAUUCCCUCUAUCCAGCACUUGUUUCCCUUCUGGUUGCACAUAGAUUUAAACGUCAUCCAUGCGUGAUUGUUUUGGUAUGUUUCAGCAUUUUUUUUUUGUUAAGAUGAAUUUGUAAUUAAAACAAUUUGAGGAAAAA